AUGGAGGCCCCGUGCGCUCGCAGCUUCACCUCUAGCAGGUCACUGCCUCGCGCCGUCCCCGUUUUCGCUCAUCCUCAAGCGCGGCCACGCCUGAAGACCGCUGUCCCCGCCCCCGCUUCUCCUUCCCCGACCGGCUCCUCCAUCGGACUCCGUCGAGCCUCGUCGCCCCCGACCCGAGCCGCCACGACAUCGCCGGAUCGCUUCUCCGGCCUCGCCCUCACCGGACCACCUCGACCCCCACUGCCUAACCCCUACCGCCCUUGUGAGCUGCCCCUCUCCUCUCUCCCCUGCGCGCCCUACCUCUCCCCCGCGCUCGGCUCCGCCGUCGCCCGCGGACAGCCUCACCCGUCCAACCUCCCGGUGCCCCGCCCGCGUGUCUCGCUUCGGCACCCUACCUCCGGCCUCCUUUCCACGCCCGCAGCCCCCACUGCCGCGUCGCCCCGCCUGGCCUCGCAAUUUCGCCGAGCCGCGCCUCGCUGCAUGCUCGUCGCCGCCAGCGCCUCUGACCGCGCGUCGCCAAACCCCCUGCUCCUCGCGUCGCCGCCCCCUGCUGCUAAAGCGCGCGCCCGCGCCGUUCCGUUGCCCCCCGCGCCGCCGCUGCCGUCCUGGUUGGCCGCCGGCGCCACCCCCUCAAUCAAGCCCCUCCCCCUCCCCACGAAGGGCAUCUCCUUCCUCGCGCGCAGCGACAGGGGGGCACACCGGCCGGCAAGGCGCGUCGCGGUGGCCGACCUGCCCAGCAUGGUGCGCCCUGGUGAUGUGUCCAGCCGUCCUCACGACAAGGCUUGGAUGCUUCUGCCGCCGGGCAGAGGGCAGGCGAACGAGGUCAACGGCGAGCGGGGCCGCUCCAGCUCCACCGAGCACCGGGGUCGCCGGAUCCGCCUGAAUCCAGGGCGCCCCGCCGACCGCUGCUUCACGAACCGUAGACCACCGCUGGGAUCUGACGAUGCCAGACCACCUGCCCAGCCGUCGCGCGUCAUGGUGAUGUGUCGCGGGCGCGCCCAGCAGGAGGACGAGCACGAGGCCGUGUCGUUGUGCCACGAGCGCGCCGACCUGCCCGCGGUCGAUGCCCACCACCGUGACGCGCUCGGGGACGCGCACGCCUUGCUCGUCGGCUCACUCCUGUCCAUCUCCUCGCUCCACCCUCGUCGGGAAUGGUCGUGGCGCUGUGUCAUGGGUGCGCCGAGCAGGAGGCCAUGGCGCUCUGCCGGGGACGCGCCGGCCUGCUUGUCGUCGCCGUCGGCCACCGCGACGCGCACGCCGCGCUCGCCGGCUCACUCCUAUCCAUCUCCUCCUCGCUCCACCUUCUCCUCGUCUCCGCGACCGCCCGGUCGGCGGGCGUCUUCCGGCGGCGGCGACGGGAGCCGAGCUCUGCCGGGCAUGGUCCGGGGGCUGAUUACUUUUUUUAAAAUCUAUUAG
Aegilops tauschii subsp. strangulata is the source of this 1416-nucleotide messenger RNA. NCBI's taxonomy places the organism in Eukaryota, Viridiplantae, Streptophyta, Magnoliopsida, Poales, Poaceae. The record is from RefSeq and is a predicted model, not a curated record.